AUGGCCUGGUGGCUGAGGGUUGUCGGUGUCCUAUGGCUGCAGGCCGCAGCGCAAAGCGCGUGGCAGACCUGGGGCACGGAGGUCUUCGUCGAAUUUCUGCAAGCGCUUGGCUGCGAGCAGUGUGGCCACGUGCAAGAAGAACCCACGCUCCAGGCACGCUUCGAAGUGUCGAGUAACAUCUUCGGGUGUGCAGAUAUCGAUGUGCUACUUCCUUCCAUUCAUUGGCUAUACCAGGCAGCGCGGCAGCAGAGUGGGGGCAGCCCUCCUGGCCUCCUAGUGGACGGUGGGGCAAAUGUUGGCAGAGCGACAGCCCGAUGGAUAGCGAGCUUUGGUGAUGCUUUCGGCCGGCGUGUAUCCAGGAACAGCACUCAAGCAACUUGUGUGGUUUGUGCCGGGGCAGAUGCGUCGGAGGCUGGUGGUGGCCUGGAUGCACCAACGGUGGUGGUCGUAGCUGUGGAGCCAUCCGCAUCCAACUUCGAGCUGCUGCUGAAGCAUGCUGAAGAGCACAGCUGGAAUGAAGAAGGAUUCCUGCCAUUGCAGGCCGCGUUGGGUGGUGCUGCUGGGCGCGCGCAGUUGGCAGUCGACAAACACUUCGCAAUCGACGAGACCGCUACGCUUCUGUGGAAAGAAACAGAUCAACGAGUCAAGCAGCCUGUCGAGGUUAUAACUCUCUCGCGUGUUGUUGCUGAAGCACAGAGAGCUUUUCCAGGCUUACAGCAUGCUUCCGAGAUCUAUCUGCUCAAGCUAGACAUCGAAGGCUUGGAGCCGGCUGUGCUGAGGUCGAUGGCUUCAGGGCGUCCGCGUGUCAAGUUUGUGAGCUUCGAAUACGCGUCCAACGUUUGGAGAGAAAAGCUGUCCCAAGUUGUUGAGGACCUUUUUCGCGCUCAGUAUUUCUGUUUCCUGAUCACGUCCGAGCAACUCUUUCCUGUUUCUGGUCCCUUCUGGAGUUAUCGGUUCGAGAUUCCUAUGUGGAGUAAUUUGUUCUGCGGUCGAGAUGGCGACCCAGAUCUGGAGGCGUUGGUGCAGUUGCACAGCGGAGCUGUUGGAUUGUGGCCUCGUAUGCCCGGGACAUACUUGGCGGGGUUUGCCAGUCGUGACCAGCACGUAGGUGGCCUCCUCGAGGUGCAGCAUGCUUGCACUGAUUUGGGUGCGGCCUGUGCUGGAGCCUGCGGCUUGCGCUGA
Messenger RNA from Symbiodinium natans, 1182 nucleotides. NCBI's taxonomy places the organism in Eukaryota, Dinophyceae, Suessiales, Symbiodiniaceae. The record is from the annotation of a GenBank genome assembly.